This is a messenger RNA of Rotaria socialis, 678 nucleotides long. Lineage: Eukaryota; Metazoa; Rotifera; Eurotatoria; Philodinida; Philodinidae. The record is from the annotation of a GenBank genome assembly.
AUGUCUAUAACAUGCCGUUUAAUGUGUGAACAUGAAUUCACAUCGGAAUUUGAAUUAUUUGUUAUGAAAACAUUUUUUCAAUAUGAACCAAUGAAUAUAUGUUUAAAAACGAAAAUACCCGAUGAAAUUGAUUUACCCUGGUUCAAAGAAGUAUUACACAAAGCUAAAUAUGAUAAUAUUAGCUUGGCAUUUUAUGAUACAAAAUAUCAUCAUUCUUUACCGAUUGCUUAUGCCAUUAAUCAUCAUGAUAAAAUAAAUGGUCAUGAUCAUUCCGAUAGUCUCUACUUAUCAUCAAAUAAAACUUGUGUAUUUAAAUAUGAACAUAUUAGUGAACUGAUAACUAAACUACACGAAAAUAUUAAUCUAUUUGAAAAAUUUAACUCGGAAAAUUUAUUUCAUAUCUAUUUUCUGGGCGUUGAUCCAAAUUAUCGACAAAGUAAAUUAGCUACCCAACUAAUUGAUUCAUCAAUAUCUGUUGCAAAACAGAAACAAUUUGAUAUGGUUUAUGCUGAUGUUACAGGUGAUUAUUCAUUAAAUGCAUUUCUUAAACAUGAUUUUCAAAUAAUAAAAUCAAUUGAUUAUGAUUCCUACGAAAAUUCAUACGGCGAAAAAGUUUUUCAAAACAUUCAUAUACAUAAAGGUUGCUCCAUUGUAAUAAAAGAUUUACGAACUAAAUAA